Molecule: messenger RNA, 870 nt
Organism: Knipowitschia caucasica
Lineage: Eukaryota; Metazoa; Chordata; Actinopteri; Gobiiformes; Gobiidae
Source: the annotation of a GenBank genome assembly
AUGAGUUCCAUUGAUGCCACGCGCUUGAAAGAAAAACUUGACAAAAAGGAGAAGUGUGGCUCGGACCUGGACUCCACAGUCGCUCUUCAGAUAACACUGUUUUUACCUCCCUCCGCCACAAGACGCAACAUGGACCCAGUAGUGAGGGAGCCUGUCGCCGUUGCCUCCGCUCUCACCGUGGGGCAGAGUGCGCUGAAGUGUCUUGACGUCACCGCUGCUGUGAAAGCCCUCGUGGAGCCAGGCUUUAAACACCGCCGCCCACACGGUGCCAACUUCAGCCGCGCUAUUGUCCAAACACACGCCAACCGUCACUCGCUCCCUGCUCUCCCUGCUCUCUCCGGCAAAACAGUACUUUUCCCAUCACCGGCAGGACGUGGACCAGGGGCGAAAGCAACUGCAUUGGCGUGGCGCAUCAGGCCCCAGCCCAAGGAGCAGCGGACCCGGCCCAGCGGAGCAGCGGACCCGGCCCAGCGGAGCAGCGGACCCGGCCCAGCGGAUCCAGCUCAGGGGAGCACUGUAUAUAACGCCAGACGAGCUGAGUACUUACAGGGACGUGAACAAGCUGCCCCAGACUCUGUGUGUGUGUGCGUGCGCGUGAGACCGGCGCCUGAUUGCUUGCUCUCUCAGCAGCUACCCUGGUGUGGCGCACCAAGCCCCAGUGGAGCAGCAGACCCGGCCCAGCAGAGCGGAGCAGUGCGCCAGGCCCAGCCCGAGCCCCAGCAGAGCGGAGCAGCGCGCGCCAGGCCCAGCCCGAGCCCCAGCAGAGCGGAGCAGCGCGCGCCAGGCCUAGCAGAGAGCGGCCCCAGCAGAGAGCGGCCCCAGCAGAGAGCGGCCCCAGCAGAGAGCGGCCCCCUUAACCUUUUAUUUUGA